Messenger RNA from Brassicogethes aeneus, 693 nucleotides. NCBI's taxonomy places the organism in Eukaryota, Metazoa, Arthropoda, Insecta, Coleoptera, Nitidulidae. The record is from the annotation of a GenBank genome assembly.
AUGAGUAAAAAAGUAAAACCAACUACAAAUGCAAACUUAGACAUUAAAACCAUAGUGAAAGAAGUAAUAAGUGAAUUUCUAAAUGACGACACAUUCCUGCAAAAAAUAGCAGACAAGGUUAACAAAGAAAUGCAACAAAAAAUUGGUAAACUUGAACAGGAAAUAAAACACAUGCAAAACAAAACAAAUGAAUUGAAAGUAGAAAUGAAUAUCCUUAGGCAAAAUGAAAAGAAAAACAAUGUCUGCAUUCAUGGUUUGGAAGAAAAUCCUGGCGAAGAUAUACACAACACCAUAAUCACCUUUUUAAAAAAGAAUGUAAAUGGCAAUAUAGAAGAAAACGAAAUAGAAAAUGCAUAUAGGAUAGGUAAAAAUAAAAACAAAAGAAGGUCAAUUAUUGUUGAAUUUAAAUCCAACAAAUCCAAAAACAGCAUACUUCAAAACAAGAAGUUAUUAAAAGGAAAAAACGUGUUUAUAACAGAAGACCUAACAAAAGAAAAUUUAGAAAUUUUAAAAAAAUGCCAGGAAAAGUUUGGUUUAAAAAACGCAUGGCCUAUAAAUGGUAAAAUAUAUGCAAUUGUAAAAGAAAAAAAAUUGUGUAUAGAAAGUCUUGGAAAACUGGAAGAAAUUUCACCUGAGGACCAUGAUAUAGAAGAAGUUGAAGAACAAUCAGAAGAGGAGGUAGAACAAGAAUAG